UAUAGUGUUAAUUUUCUUGUUUUUUUAACAAAAAAUGUCUGAAAAUGGUUUCGAUCCUGUAAAUGAAACUAUUGAUCCGCGUGUGCAAAUUGAAUUAGAACGAUUAAAUAGUGCAACAGAUGCAAUAAACAGAUUGGAAGUUGAUUUAGAUGGGGCGCGUGAUGUGUUUCGAUCAUUGUUAUGUGACAGUGCUGCACGUUUGGAUGCACUUUCACGUAAAUUAGGCUCGUGUAUUGAAAAAGCCAGACCAUAUUAUGAAGCUAGAAUACGUGCCAGUGAAGCAGCACGAGAGGCGCAAGAUGCUGCUGUACAAUAUGAACGUGCGAAUAGCGCUCAUAGUGCUGCUAGAGAAAUGGUGUAUCUAGCAGAACAAGGAUUGGGUGGUAAAUGUACAUUAGAUCCAGCAUGGCAAGAGAUGUUAAAUCAUGCCACACAACGUGUAAAUGAAGCUGAAACAGCUCGUGCCCAAGCUGCUGCACAACAUUGUCGUGCUGGUAAACGUUUAGAAGAGACAUCUGUUAUUGCACAAAAAUUACAACGUGAACUUAGAAAAUCAAUCGCAAAGAGCAGUUUAUCGGCACGACGUAAUUUAAUGUUGAUUAAGAUCACGGCAUACCAACAUAAUUUGCUAUUGUUGCCAUAUUUUGAAAUGAAAGCUCAAUUUAAUCAACACUUAGAUUUACAAAAAAUCAAAGUACAGACAUUAGAGAAACAAGUAUGCAACGCAAAGUUAACUUAUGCCGAAGCUUUACGUCAUUUAGAACAAAUAUCAGAUGAAAUUCAUCGAAAUCGAAAAAAAUCAAAAGCAAAUGUAUAUCAUGAAAUUGAUUUUAAACAAAAAGCAACUGCACAAAAUUAUAAAUUUGAUAAAUUUACCAACGAUGCCAACAACAAAAAUCGAUCAAAUCGAUAUUCAGAUCCAAUUGGUUCGUUCCCAGAUUAUCCAUAUGUACAAGAACCAUCGUCAGGCACAUCCGUAUUUUACAAUCAAACAUACAUUCCAGAAUCACAAAGUAUUGAAAAAGGUUUUCAAUUUGAUAAAAACUUACAGAGAACUCAAAGAGAUAUUGAAAAAUUGGAUGAAUUUAAAACACUUCCAUCGAACAUAUCACCAAAGUCAUCACCAAUUAAAGUUAAAAACUACCCCGAAGAAGUUACUGGUUAUUGUAAUUUACCAAAUUCGUUAAAUGUUAAAAAAACAUGGAAUGCGGAUGAUGAAUCAUUGCAACGUGGUGGAGGAGGAAUUCCAAAAAGUUUAACUAAUGAAUGGACUGAAAUUAAUUUAGAUUCAUCUAGUCCAGAAGAUUUAGCAUCCGAUUCUAAAAAUGAUAUUCCAUAUGAACGAUUUGAUGUAUCGCCUCCACAACAUGAACCUGAAAAAGUUAUUCAAACGAAUAAUACACCCAAAAAACGAUUGCUGACAAAACAAAUGACAUUGCCUGCAACAUCGUCUUCGUCGUCGGCGGAAGGACGUAAUAGUAGUUCAUUUAAAUCAAAAAUGAAACUGGAUUCAAACAUAUCAAAUUGGAUUUCAAGAUCCUCAGCUAAAAAUGAAGAUUCUUCCGUUUAUAACUCUAGUCGUCGCCAAAGUUUAGACAAUAUUCUAGGACCAACAAGUGAAAAAGUUAAAGAAAUAUUCUCACAUGGUAUCAUGAUGCUAAAUAUAUCAUCGUUAACUGAACGUCGUAAUAGUGAGCCACGAACAACUGAUAGUGUUGCUGCACAACAGACCAGUGGAGAGAAUCCAACUAGUAAAUCGAAUAGUAAUAAAAAAGUUCCAAGUCCGUUGGAGAAAACAUUAACGUACCUGACUAGUAAUACUGAUGAGGAUACAACUGGAUCCGAUACUGAUAGUUUAGCAAGUUGUGAUAUGCUUACUGAAGAACAAAUACAAAGUUUAAUGUUAGAUCGUGAUAUUGAUUUGGUUUGUGAACAAAUAUUUGGAACACCAAUAUCAGAAGUGUGCCCCAAGUUUGCAACCACUACGACAGCUACUUCUACGACUACUGGUGCUAAUCAAACUGCCAUCGCAGCGCCUCCAGAAGCUUCCAUAGAUAGUACAGCAACUUUAACAACAUCCUCCAUUCAAAAUACUAAUUAAAAAUUUUCAAAAAAAGUAAUAUCUCAUUUUUAUUGAAU
Chrysoperla carnea is the source of this 2139-nucleotide messenger RNA. RefSeq lists its product as uncharacterized. Lineage: Eukaryota; Metazoa; Arthropoda; Insecta; Neuroptera; Chrysopidae. The record is from RefSeq and is a predicted model, not a curated record. Gene Ontology annotation, cellular component: cytoplasm. The transcript is spliced from 7 exons. The coding region runs from base 35 to 2101 and encodes 688 amino acids. Gene Ontology annotation, molecular function: protein kinase inhibitor activity. Gene Ontology annotation, biological process: negative regulation of protein tyrosine kinase activity; intracellular signal transduction.